Molecule: messenger RNA, 3474 nt
Organism: Salvelinus fontinalis (brook trout)
Lineage: Eukaryota; Metazoa; Chordata; Actinopteri; Salmoniformes; Salmonidae
Product: regulator of G-protein signaling 9-like
Exons: 19
Coding region: 335-2239 (634 amino acids)
Biological process (GO): regulation of G protein-coupled receptor signaling pathway; intracellular signal transduction; G protein-coupled receptor signaling pathway
Source: RefSeq, a predicted model, not a curated record
AAAAUUAUUCCAAUUCAAUGUACUACAUGUGACACACACCACUUUCGCUAGGCAGCUCGUUCACACACAAACGCACAUUAUUUGUGUGACUAUCAGUGUAUGAGUGUUUUUUAUCUUGUCAUGUUUUUUUGUGGACCCCAGGAAGAGAAGCUGCUGCUUCUGAAAAAGCUAAUGGAGAUACAACUAAACACACAUAGAGGGCCAAGCCCAUCUCUGUUCUACAACCAGGAAGUGUGCUUUGACAAUAUAUUAUAAACUGGGUGGUUCGAGCCCUGAAUGCUGAUUGGUUGACAGGUGUGGUAUAUCAGACCAUAUACCACGGGUGGAGGCUGUGAUGCUGGAGAUGCAGGAUCCAAAGACUGGAGUCAAGUCACAACCCCAGAAACUGGUUAUCACUACUAUACCACACGCUAUCACAGGUGAGGAUGUCGUGACAUGGCUAGCCAACCGUUACACUAUAGAGGCAGAAGAGGCGUGGGCUCUGGGCACCAUGUUGGUAGCGUUUGGGUACAUCUAUCCCCUCCAGGAUCAUAAACGACUAGUCAUCAAACCAGACACAGCCCUCUACCGCUUUCAGACACCAUACUUUUGGCCGGCCCAGCAGUGGCCUGUAGAGGACACCGACUAUGCAAUCUACCUGGCCAAGAGAAACAUCCGCAAGAAAGGAGUUCUAGAGAUGCAUGAACAGGAGCAGUAUAACGGUCUUCACAAGUGGAUGAACCAUAAGUGGGACUUCAUUGUGAUGCAGGCUAAAGAACAGUACAGGGCGGGGAAGGAGAGGAAGAAGCCUGAUCGUGCAGUAUUUGACUGCCAGGAGAGAGCCUACUGGGUUGUACAUAGACCUCCGCCAGGGACUGUCAGUGCAAUGGACUACGGACUAGAACGCAUGGUAGACCCCAACGCAGAGGAGAAAGAAACUUCAGACUUCUUCAGAAGAAUUAUGAUUUUUACCCAGCAGUCCAUCAUGAGGCCGAGGGUCAAGUCGUCUGUCUCUAUCGGAGCUCUGGUGAAAUACUCCAUCACCUGUAAUAAGCACGACCCUUUCCUAGCCCCCUGUCUCCCUAGCAACCCCUGGGUCACCGAUGAUGUCACCUACUGGUUGCUCAACAUGGCCAAUGUGGAUAUUCCUACUAAGAUGCGUGUGGAGAGGUGGACGUUCAGUUUCGGGGAGCUGCUCUCUGACCCUCGAGGCAGAGAUGACUUCAGACUCUUCCUCAAGAAGGAGUUCAGCGGUGAGAACCUGGCAUUCUGGGAGGCAUGUGAAGAUCUGAAGUGGGGAACGGCUGCUACCAUGAACGAGAAGGCCCAGCAGGUCUACAAGACUUUCUUGGCGCGUGGCGCCCCCCGGUGGAUCAACAUUGACGGGAAGACCAUGGAAGUGACGGUUAAAGGGCUGAAACACCCUCACAGAUACGUACUGGAUGCAGCUCAGACACACAUCUUCAUGCUGAUGAAGAAGGACUCUUAUGGGCGGUACCUGAAGUCUCCAGUGUUUAAGGACACUCAGAAGAGGGCCAUCGGUCCUGAUCAACACAGGUUCAGUGUGUCCCAGUUGGAGGCCAAUGCCAGGAAGCGUCGUCCCAGCAUCAGUCCCAUCAUCGUCCGCCAGCAGGAGAAGGAGGAGAGAGCCAGGAUGGCCACCAGUGGUCCUGUGGACAUCACACAGCUGUGUCGCUUUACAGCACCUGUUCCCCACCUCGCGGUCUACUCCGGCCCCCCCUCCACCUCCCCCGCCUCACCCCCUUUCCCCUUCCGUCUCCCCCACACCCCCGCCUGCCCUUCACCCAUCAGUGUAACCAUAGACAGCACCCCCGCCUCAGAACGCAGGUGGGAGGAAGGAAGAGGAGGUGGGCUGGAGGGGGGAGAGGCGGGCCCUGAGGGCUGGGGGACAGCUGUCUCUUCUCGUUCCCGUAUGGCUCUCUCAUUGGGCCGUCUGUUGAGGCGGGGCUGUACUUCCUCCACGGUAUUCGCCAGCCUGUCACCCAAAUGUCCUGCCCCCGCCGGGACCAGCAGCCGCGUUCAGCCUAUCAGCAUGGAGCAGCCCAGCCAAGCCCCGCCCAGACGCAUUGCCAAUUUUUUCCAGAUCAAGGUGGACAUCCCUCCAGAGUGUCGCAUCUACCCCAUCGACUCCGAGGAUGAGGAGGAGAGUGGGGGGGCGUCGAGAAGGGGAGGAGGAGGGCAGGUGAAGGAGAUCAUCUGUCCCUGGGAGAGUGUGACACCUCAUGAGGGGGCCGGGUAACAAACACACACACAUUCACGCACGAAUGCACAACACACACAGAGAUGGACACACACGGACACAGCUGAAUCCUUACCGUAAUCCUUAAUUUAACCAAACUGAUCGCUCUCUCGCACCUAUCAGAUGACGGUCAUUCAAUUCAUACAUCAAUGUUCUGGACAUUCAGAAGUAGCAGAAGCUAGUCAAAGCUAGCUGAACGUUGCCCACUGAUAAACACAGCUCUUGAUUCUAUGAGUUUACUGGGAGUUCGCACAACACCUCUCAACAAUGUACAGUACACAUUUCUAUAUGUAUUCUAGUGAGUUAAACUCUGUUUAGUUUUCUGACGUUAGGUCUACAGUGUGUCUCCACCAUGCUGCUGCUCUGUAGAGUUUUGCGUGUGGCUUCUCUGCUGUUUUAUGUAGCUUUGUAGUACUCUAGUCCAGGACUCGGACUUGACUCGACCAGUGGUGACUUGGACUUGACUCGGACACAGGUCACGAUUUUCAUGGCUCGUGACUCGGACUCGACCAGUGUUGACUCAGACUCGGACUCGACCAGUGUUGACUCAGACUCGGACUCGACCAGUGUUGACUCAGACUCGGACUCGACCAGUGUUGACUCAGACUCGGACUCGACCAGUGUUGACUCAGACUCGGACUCGACCAGUGUUGACUCAGACUCGGACUCGACCAGUGUUAACUCAGACUCGGACUCGACCAGUGUUGACUCAGACUCGGACUCGACCAGUGUUGACUCAGACUCGGACUCGACCAGUGUUGACUCAGACUCGGACUCGACCAGUGUUGACUCAGACUUGGACUUGACCAGUUGUAACUUUGUUGUCAGACAAAGUCUCUCUUCUGCAUAAUCUCUCUCUUCUGCAUAAUUCAACAUACAUCUUAGAUAACUGUAUUGUCUAUUUAAUAGCCUUACAAAUGUGCCACACUGUAAUGAAAUUAAACUUUAAAAUGUUUGAACAGCAACAUUGAACACGAUCAAGUGACUUGGACUCAAGGUUUACUGACUUGCCUAAAUCACUGUUUCAUACCCCUGUUGGUUAGCCUUUGUCUUUAUCUUUAGGGGUUAAGUGAUGUUUUUCCAUAGUGUCUUUCCUAAUGGACAGUGCAGUGAGUUAACUAACAGAAUGUAUUUUACCCUCUACCUUUAAUGUGUUUACAGAGACCAGAAUGUGACACGUGAACAGUAUUGUAUGAUUUCUUGUGUAAGUGCCUCAAUAAAUGACUAAAACAUGA